Molecule: messenger RNA, 1310 nt
Organism: Brassica oleracea var. oleracea
Lineage: Eukaryota; Viridiplantae; Streptophyta; Magnoliopsida; Brassicales; Brassicaceae
Product: mRNA-decapping enzyme-like protein
Exons: 8
Coding region: 87-1151 (354 amino acids)
Biological process (GO): positive regulation of catalytic activity; deadenylation-independent decapping of nuclear-transcribed mRNA; deadenylation-dependent decapping of nuclear-transcribed mRNA
Cellular component (GO): P-body
Molecular function (GO): enzyme activator activity; mRNA binding
Source: RefSeq, a predicted model, not a curated record
UAAAUCACAAUUCUAGGGUUCUUCCUCUUAGGUCAAUUCAAAUCGGAUCGCGAGAUUUUCACCACAUCCGAUCUGAACUUAGAAAGAUGUCUCAGAACGGGAAGCUGAUCCCACCAAAUAUGGAUCAGAACAGUACGAGGCUCCUCAAUCUCACAGUUCUCCAGCGAAUCGAUCCUUUCAUCGAGGAGAUCCUUAUCACAGCAGCUCAUGUCACCUUCUAUGAAUUCAACAUUGAGAUUAGUCAAUGGAGUCGUAAGGAUGUUGAAGGGUCUUUGUUUGUUGUCAAAAGAAAUAAACAGCAACCUCGGUUUCAGUUUAUUGUAAUGAAUCGUAGGAACACAGAUAAUCUGGUGGAAGAUCUCCUGGGAGAUUUCGAGUAUGAAGUCCAAGGUCCAUAUUUGCUUUACCGUAACGCAUCUCAAGAAGUAAAUGGCAUUUGGUUCUACAAUGAACGUGAAUGUGAGGAGGUUGCACGUCUUUUCGACAGAUUACUUAGCGCAUAUUCCAAGGCAAACCAGAAGCCAAGUACGUCAUCUUCGAAAAGCGAGUUUAGGGAAUUGGAAGCUGUGCCUACAAUUGCAGCUAUGGAUGGUCCUCUUGAACCAUCUUCAACUGCUAGGGAUGCCCCUAAUGAUCCUGCUUUUGUCAACUUCUUCAGCUCAGCGAUGACUCUUGGUAACGGGUCUGCAAGUGGACCACCAUAUCAAUCAUCAGCAACUCCUCUACAACCUCAUCAACCCACCAUUGCGCCUCCUGCACCUCUGCAAUCCUCCUCUCCUAUUAUGUCUCACUUUGAGAACAACCCUGAUCUUAUCAGCAGCAACAACUCCAACGUUCACACGGAUCUGGUGACGCCGUCCUCGUUCUUUCCGCCCCCACGGACGAUGACACAACCACACCUUGUUCCUGGUUCAUCUACUCCCACUGCGCCUCCUCUGAACUUUAAUGAUGCCUCUCACCAUCAGCGCCAGCAUGGUACUCCGAUGCUCCAGCCUUUCCCACCACCAACUCCACCACCAUCACUCGCUCCUUCACACAGUGUCCCAGUUAUCAACAGAGACAAAGUCAAAGAAGCCCUUUUGAAGCUAGUUCAGGAGAACGAAUUCAUCGACAUGGUGACCCGAGCUUUACAAAAUGCACAUCAACAAUGAAGCUGAGUAGGGUUGGGCAGUGGGAACAGUGGCGGUUUGGUGUAGAAUGUGUAGUUAAAACGUAGUUUAGUUCUCUUUGAUACAGUUAAACAAAGUCUUGUCAGAACCUCGAACAGGCGGUUAUAAAAGAUACUUUGCAUUGCUCCCUUGUUUUUAACU